CAAAGUCUUCCCCUUUCAGGCAAAAUGAAUUAGGGCUUCUGACUCAGCCAACCUCAACCUCCGCCGAACCUCCUAUCCUGUCUGUCUGCGACAUCAACUGCUAUGUCGAGGGUCCAAAUGCCCCAGAGUCCCUGACUUCUGCGACAAUCCUCCCCGCCGAUGGUUGUUUCGGCUGCCCAGCCGCUGGCCCCGGCCGCUCCGUCGCCCGCUUUGAGAUCUUGGUUUUCCCCACACGCCGCCCCCUUUUUUCUCUUUCCCUGUUCUUUCCCGUGAGUGUCUGUCUCUCUUUGACGGGCGGAGGAGCUCCUCGUUUCCUCUCCGACUCAAGUCACGAUGGUUCAAGGCCUCCGCUAUCGACGCGGCUUCCCGCUCGUCCUCAUCGCUCUCUUCUUGUACUUCACCCUCAGUCGAAUAUCCUCCCCGUCCUCUUCGUCCACACAGCCAGCAGACCCUCGUUAUCUCCCGAUAUCAGGUGCCCCGACGACUACAGACCAUGGCAAGUUUUGGAUAGCCUUCCAUGAGAUCCUCAAAGCGGCUGAACCACGUUGUAAGUCGCCGAAGCGAAUAGAAGACCACCCGGCCGCGAUCGGCUUCAAGCCCGACGAGGCCGAUCAUGUCACCCUACCGGAACAUAUCAUCGUAGAGCCUGAAGAUAAAGAGAUAUUAAAAACCGCACACUCCCGAUUUACCACCUUGUUAUCGAGCCCGACUGCCCCAAAACUACGCUACACCCCCGGCACCAGAGGCAUUGUCUCAACCGCGGGUGGCCGGUACCUCCCGGUCCUGGUCACCUCCUUGCAUAUGCUCCGGGAAACAGGCUCAACUCUUCCCGUCGAAAUCUUCGUGGCGGACAAAAGUGAAUAUGAUGAAUACGUCUGUGGCGUGGUGCUGCCCUCGCUGAAUGCGAAAUGUGUGAUCUUGGCAGAUAUUCUGGACUUCUCACCGCUAGACGAGGGCCUGAAGAAAUAUCAGUUCAAAAUCUUUUCCCUUCUCUUUUCAUCCUUCGAGCAGGUGCUAUUCCUCGACGCCGAUUCAUUCCCCAUACACAACCCUGGAGAGUUAUUCGAUUCAGAGCCAUUCCUUUCAACCGGCCUGGUUACCUGGCCCGACUUUUGGCAGGUGACUUACCACCCGUCUUUUUUCUACGUUUCGUCCCAACAAGUCCCGACAGGAUUCCGCCAUGCAUCCACUGAAUCAGGCCAGCUGCUGGUCUCCAAGAAAUCCCACGCGCAAAUGCUUUUGCUAUCGGCCUAUUACAACUUCUACGGCCCGUCGCAUUACUACCCAUUACUAUCCCAAGGCCACCCUGGCGAAGGAGAUAAGGAAACACUCGUUGCCCCCGCCAUGAUUCUGCAUCUUCCAUUUUACGCCGUUUCCACGGGACCGGCCGUCUUCGGCUAUCGCAAACCGGACGGCGGGUGGGAGGGCGGCGUGAUCCUACAAACAAAUCCCAUCUGGGACUCGCGCCUCCCAGAGGGCGAAGUCUACGGCUGGGGCGGGAAGCCCAACGCCCCUCCAGAAUCCUUUAUGACAUGCCAUGCCAACCUGCCCAAGCUGGACCCAAUCAGCGUGUUCGGGGAAAAGGGACUCGCGUGGAACUCCGAAGGCGACCCGCAGCGAAUGUGGGGCCCUAAGCAUGAAAUGAUUGAGAAAGUCGGUUUCGACAUCGAGCGCAGGCUCUGGGGCGGAUUGCAGAAGACCGCGUGUGGGCUUGAAAGCAAGUUCGUGCCCUGGAAUGACAAACCGAAAUUGUGCGGGAAGAUUGAAGACUUCAUGAAGUAUAUGGCGAAUAAAUAAAGGAUUGGAUUUUUAUUUGUAUAUUUUUAUUUAAUAUUUUUAUAAUUUUUUAUUUUCUCUUUCUAUUUAUAUAUAUCUAUAUAUAUAUUUGAAUUAUCGUG
Molecule: messenger RNA, 1898 nt
Organism: Histoplasma capsulatum G186AR
Lineage: Eukaryota; Fungi; Ascomycota; Eurotiomycetes; Onygenales; Ajellomycetaceae
Exons: 1
Coding region: 334-1797 (487 amino acids)
Biological process (GO): mannan biosynthetic process
Cellular component (GO): Golgi apparatus
Molecular function (GO): alpha-1,2-mannosyltransferase activity
Source: RefSeq, a predicted model, not a curated record